AUGGCCAACAAACGUUAUGCAGUAAAGGAUGACAAGGCUAUUCGUGCCAUCAGCCGUGUGUUAGUUGAACAAUUGGAUUUGGUAAAAGUGGAUUUAAAUGAGUUUCACGCACUGGAAUCUGAGAAAGAUUUUUGGGAUAGAGAGCUAAUCUUGGAGCGUCUCUUUCAAGCUGGACCAGUCGAGGCCACUUCGGAUUUAGAGACAUUGCGGACGAAGCUAAGCCCAGAUCAAAUCGACCGACUGAUCACGCAGUAUAAUAAGAAGAUGGAAGGGAAGAACUGGGACGACCAAUUCUCUCUUCUCACUGGCAAAUCGGCAGCUCAUGCCAAAAAAUAUAUGGUAUCACAAACAGACGAAGAGGCUAAGCUGCUAAAUGCUUGGAUGACUGAAUUUACUAGCGAAACCGGGCAUCAUUUCGACAUACCUAGCAUUCUUCGACCCGAAUAA
This is a messenger RNA of Plasmopara halstedii, 447 nucleotides long. RefSeq lists its product as uncharacterized. The record is from RefSeq and is a predicted model, not a curated record. Lineage: Eukaryota; Oomycota; Peronosporomycetes; Peronosporales; Peronosporaceae. Bases 1 to 447 code for a protein of 148 amino acids. The transcript has a single exon.